Molecule: messenger RNA, 1128 nt
Organism: Podarcis raffonei (Aeolian wall lizard)
Lineage: Eukaryota; Metazoa; Chordata; Lepidosauria; Squamata; Lacertidae
Gene: CCR10
Product: C-C motif chemokine receptor 10
Exons: 1
Coding region: 12-1064 (350 amino acids)
Biological process (GO): immune response; G protein-coupled receptor signaling pathway
Cellular component (GO): membrane
Molecular function (GO): G protein-coupled receptor activity
Source: RefSeq, a predicted model, not a curated record
CGAUUGCUUGGAUGAAUGAGCCAGCGGUCACCACCGAGUGGUACCCGUGGGAAUACAACGCGUCGCCGCCAGACCUGCCUGAGUUGUGCGAGAAGGCGGCCCUCCGUGCUGUGGCUCACAUCUACCUCCCCGUCAUGGCCGUCCUCUUUUGUGUGCUGGGCGUCCUGGGCAACGGGAUGCUGUUGCUGGUGCGCAUCCGCUAUCACACGGCCCAGUCCCUCGGGGACGUCCUGCUCUUGUACCUGGCCGUCUCCGACUUGCUGCUGCUCCUGACGCUGCCCGUGGGCGUGGCUGGGAUGGUGGGCAGCUGGAGCCUGGGCACCGGCACGUGCCAGGCCUUGCUGGGCCUCCACGCCCUCAACUUCUACAGCGGCUUCCUGUCCCUCAUGGGCCUCACUGUGGACCGCUACGUGGCCAUCGUGGGCGCACCCGUCGCCCAUCGCCUGCACUCCUCCGCCACCUGCUGGGGUCGGCUUUGCUCAGGGCUGGUGUGGCUGCUCUCCGCGGCUCUGGCGCUGCCCCACUUCUUGUACGCCCGUGUUGAGGACUACGGGGGCGUGAGCCUCUGCAGGGUGGCGGACGUCACAGCGGCCAUCAGCCUGGUGCAAGUGGCCUUGGGUUUUGUGCUGCCGUUCGCAGUCAUGGCGGCCUGCUACACAGCCAUCGCACGCGCUCUCCUGGCCUCUCCAUGCGCCCAGUCUCUCAAAGCCCUGCGCUUGAUUUUGGCCCUGGUCUUGGUCUUCCUGGCUUUGCAGUUGCCCUACGCGCUGCUCACCGCACUGGACACGGCCGAUUUGAUGGGACACCAGGCGUCGAGCUGCAAAGUUAUCCUCCGCCGGGACUUGGCCCUCCUCAUCACCAGUGCCUUGGCCUUUGCCCGCUGCUGUCUGAACCCUGUGCUCCACACCUUCCUGGGCAUGCGCUUCCGUAAGGACCUGCAACGGCUGAGCCGGGAUAUGGGCUGCCUGAGGCAAUGGGCGUGCUGCGGUGAAAAACCCGGCAACUUCAGGCAGCAAGCAUCGUUAGCCACCCAUCUGGAAGGAAUCUCAGGAGUGGCACCGUGAAAGAGCAGCACCUGAGUGCCACCCACCCGGGAAGAGUCUUGGCAUCUUGCAAAACCCACAUGCA